Messenger RNA from Oncorhynchus mykiss (rainbow trout), 1271 nucleotides. Its product is annotated as forkhead box protein Q1-like. The record is from RefSeq and is a predicted model, not a curated record. NCBI's taxonomy places the organism in Eukaryota, Metazoa, Chordata, Actinopteri, Salmoniformes, Salmonidae. Gene Ontology annotation, molecular function: sequence-specific DNA binding; DNA-binding transcription factor activity. Gene Ontology annotation, biological process: regulation of DNA-templated transcription.
CGAGGACCGAGUUUGGGAAACCCUCCAUUAGGGCACAAGAGAAAACAAAAAUAAGUGUUUAUCAUUGUAAAGUUUCAGGUAGUAUCUCCUGUUUCACAUUAUUUUAUUCCAUUACGUGUCUACUGAAUACGACCCCGUCCUAAACGGAGCAGCAGGCAUCUGGCCAAGACCAGACCUCAAUAACAACCACAACUAGACGUCUGGAAGCAUCUCGAACGUCAUUUAGACUGAGUGGAGAAAACCACCGCUCCUUUCUCUGGCAUGGGGACAGGGGGUCAUGUGGACCCUUUCGAAAGAGAGGGAAUUCUCAAUGGCUGUACAGGCUCCGUCCAACGUUGUUCAGCGAAGGAAGAACCAACGUUAUGGCAAGAAGAAGACCACAACCUAUCUGGGACUGAUUGCUCAUGUCAUUCAGGACUCUCCAGACAAGAUGCUCACAUUUACUCAGUUGAUGGACAAGUUGGGAGCUUUCCUCUCAGGAGACAGAAAAGGCAUCGAGAACAACAUCAGGGUCUGCUUAUCAUCCAACGAUUGUUUUGUCAAGGUUCCAGUCAGUCCAUAUAUGCCACACUCAAAAAAGAACUUCUGGAAAGUCGACGAGAGUCAAAUAACAGCGAAGAUGGCAAGACGCCACUUCAAAGGCAUACUGGACUUGUUCCCGGAGUUGUCCACCAAAGUGCGAAUGGAGGCAGAACAGAUAUCAGAGCGCUUUGCAGCGGUCUUCUCACCACCAAAACCAACCCUCGCCAGCCCUCAAAUGCAGAAUAAUAAUGAGGUGAACUUUAGCAGUCCUUUCUCCAUCGAAUCCAUCUUGAACAGAGACAGUCCUUCUCGUCUGAGCCCAAGACCCGCUCCAUUGUCGGUUGUGUCCAGCGCGCCAACUGAUCAACCGCCAUUCCGCGCGGAGAGAGGAGUUGGAACCACGAGGAUGAGCCGGGCCUCUCCACUUGUGGAGAUGAACCUUGUUCCCCGCGCAGGUGACGGUUAUCCCAGCUACAGGACAGUGGCAACCACAGUCCACGGAAUCAUUGGUGAUGAUGAUGGAAGGAGUAUCAAGAACGUGCGUAUGUGUGCUGAGCCCUCCUACCCGAAAUACUCCAGACCCAACGCUGCUCCUCGUUUUGCCGACCCACCGCGUAACUGUUAUUUGAAGUACCCUGUGCCCAGGUACGCUUGUGCUGCUCACCAUUUUGGAUUGUAACUAAUUUUUUUCUUCGUUUAUUGUCAUCGUGCACUGUUAACUUUUGUGUAUUUUUUUAAUAAAGUCUACU